CACCACCUGACUCUACAAAUUAUUAGGGUUCUUCUUUUACCAAAAUAACAUAAACCAGAACCCAAUCUCACCAUGGACGUCAAUCAAGUGGCUCAGCUACUAAACGACACACUUAGUGUCGAUGUCAACGUCGUUCGCUCAGCAACUGAUGCCCUUGACCGUCUCUCUUUCUUCCCUCGCUUUCCUUCCGCGCUACUCUCCAUUGCCAGUGGAGGUCAGAAUCAAGGGCAAAAAAUUGCUGCAGCCGCAUACUUGAAGAACUUUACAAGGCGAAACAUUGAGAGCAAUGUUUCAUUCUCAAAUAUCAGUAAAGAAUUCAAGGACCAGCUUAUGCAAGCGAUGCUUCAAGCUGAGCCUACAGUUCUGAAAGUUUUAAUUGAAGCAUUUCGGGUUAUUGUUAGUGUGGAGUUCAUGAAGCAGAAUUCUUGGCCUGAACUUGUUCCUGAUCUGCGGACAGCUAUUCAAAAUAGUAACCUAAUUAACAAUGGUGCAAGUUGUGGAUGGAAUACUGUUAAUGCGCUCAUGGUUCUUCAUGCACUUGUUAGACCUUUCCAGUACUUUUUGAAUCCUAAAGUUGCCAAGGAGCCAGUACCACCGCAACUCGAGCUAAUUGCCAAGGAGAUUAUUGUGCCCAUGCUAGCAAUAUUCCCUCGUUUUCUUGAAAAGGUGUUUGCUCCCAGUGGUAGAACAGAACUGGAAUCAGAAAAGAUCCUUCUCAUUGUAUGCAAAUGCAUAUAUUUUUCAGUUAGGUCGUACAUGCCAUCUGCUCUGGCUCCUCACGUGCCUUCAUUUUGUCGUAAUCUGAUUGCGAUUCUGGGUACUUUGAGUUUUGAUGACAGUCUUACUCCAGGAGAUGAUUACUUGCUAAGGUUGAAAACCGGAAAGAGGAGUUUGCUGAUUUUCUGUGCUUUGGUUACCCGGCAUCGGAAGUAUUCUGAUAAGUUAAUGCCAGACAUCACAAACUGUGUUUUACAGAUAGUCAAAUACAGCACAAAAAUCAGUAAGCUUGAUUUCCUGCAAGAGAGGAUCAUAUCAUUAGCUUUUGAUGUGAUUUCACACAUUCUGGAGACAGGCCCCGGAUGGAGAUUAGUUUCACCCCAUUUUUCAUUUUUGUUGGACAAUGCAAUCUUCCCAGCAUUGGUACUAAAUGAGAAGGAUAUUUCAGAAUGGGAAGAAGAUGCAGAUGAGUACAUACGGAAAAAUCUUCCAUCUGAACUUGAAGAAAUUUCCGGAUGGAGGGAAGAUUUAUUUACAGCCAGAAAAAGUGCUAUAAACUUACUGGGUGUUAUUUCAAUGUCAAAGGGACCUCCAAUUGGAGCUUCUGCUAAUGGUUCUUUGGCUCUAUCCAAGCGUAAGAAAAGUGAAAAGAGUAGGAGAAAUAAUCUGCAUCGUUCUAUGGGGGAGUUGCUGGUGCUUCCAUAUCUGUCAAAGUUUCCCGUUCCAUGUGAUGGAAAUGCCUCUGAUUCUAGAAUUCUGAAGGAUUAUUUUGCAGUUCUGAUGGCUUAUGGUGGCCUGCAAGAUUUCCUAAGGGAGCAGAAACCUGAAUUCACAACAAAUCUGGUUCAUAAUCGGGUGCUACCAUUGUAUGCUAUGUCUGUGUGCCUGCCGUACUUGGUUGCCUCAGCGAACUGGGUCCUUGGAGAGCUAGGGUCUUGUCUGCCAGAAGAUAUGAGUGCUGAUAUAUAUUCCUCAUUGCUUAAGGCAUUGACAAUGCCAGAUAAGGGGGACACUUCAUUUUAUCCUGUGCGGGUUUCUGCAGCUGGGGCAAUCAUUGGGAUACUUGAAAAUGACUACCUGCCACCUGAGUGGUAUCCACUUCUUCAAGUUGUAGUUGGAAGUAUUGGUAAUGAAGAUGAAGAGAAUUCCAUUUUAUUUGAGCUUCUCAGUUCUGUGGUGGGGGCUGCAAAUGAAAAUGUUAUAGAUCAUAUUCCUUUUAUCAUUUCAUCGUUGGUUGGUGCAAUCUCAAAGCACAUACAUCCUAAUUCAGAGCCAUGGCCACAAGUUGUUGAGCGGGGCUUUGCGGCAUUAGCACUAAUGGCUCAGUCUUGGGAGAACUUCAUGCCUGAAGAGGUUGAGCAGAGCAAGUCAAGUGAAAAGUGGAAGUCUAGUCAAGCUGCCAUUGCUAAAGCCUUGUCAGCACUCUUGCAACAGGCUUGGCUUGCAUGCAUUCAUCCCUUGGAAGGUGAAGUUUCUACCCCUUUCUCGUGCAUAGACGAUUCUUCAACAUUGCUACGGUCUAUCAUGCUCUCUGUCUCUGCAAGCAAUGCCAUUGGAGAGCUUAAAUUAUCAGAGUUAUUAUUAGUUUGGGCUGAUAUGAUAGCGGACUGGCAUGCUUGGGAAGAAACAGAGGAUUUGUCUAUAUUUGACUGCAUUAAGGAGGUCGUUAGUCUACACAGUACAUACGGGCUCAAGAACUUUGUUGUCAGACAGAUGCCAUCCCCUCCUGCUCCACCUGUGCCCCAGCGGUCAAUAAUUGAAGGCAUUUCUGCCUUUCUAAGUGAGGCCAUUCUACAAUAUCCAUCUGCAACCUGGAGGGCCUGCUCAUGUGUGCAUACACUGUUACUUGUUCCAAAUUACUCCUCUGAAACAGAGAGUGUGAAGCAAUCGUUGGCAGUUGUUUUCACCCGAGCAGCAUUUUCUCAUUUUAGAGCAAUUCAAAGCAAGCCUUGCCCACUUUGGAAGCCUUUGGUGCUUGCUAUAUCAUCAUGCAACCUCUGUUGUCCUGAUAUCGUGGAUGGAAUUUUAAAUAAGGAUGAAGAUGGAGGCUUCACAAUCUGGGCAUCUGCACUGGCUUCUUUCUGUAGUAGCAACUUUGAACCUAGUCUUUGCACAGAGUCUGAGAUUAAGUUAGCUGUAUUAACACUGGCCAAAGUGGUUGAACGGCUUCUAGGAUUAGGGAAUCCAGGGGGCAAUUUGUUACAGGAUUGCUAUGCUUCACUAAUGGAGGCAUCUGUGCGGCUGAAAGAAGUACAGGAAGAAACAGAAAAUGAUGAAGAAGAUGACGAGGCUGAAGAUGAAGAUGAAGAUGAAGAUGAUGAUGAGGAAAGCCAAGAUGAUGAUGAGGAUUCUGAAGGUGAUGAAUGCGAAGAAACUGAAGAAGAGUUUCUGGAAAGGUAUGCUCAAGCAGCUGUUGACUUGGAAAAUAAUACACUUGUUGAAGAAGGAGACGUAGAAGAUCAAGAAUAUGACAUUGAUUUGGGUUCUUUAGAAGAGGUUGACCAACUGAAUGUCGUGGCAUCAUUGAUAGAGAGAUACCACAAUGUUCUCAUGCAAGGACAGGCAUUGCUAUCACAGGAGCUAAUUUCAAAAUUCCGGAAUGCCUUCCCUCAGUACAAUUUUUUUUCCAGUUAUCAAAGUGAGAUGGGGGAUUUUGUAAAAAUUUUCCAGGGCUGACUGUUAGAUGCCCAAAUACUCUUCUCAUUAUUUAAAUUGGCUUGUUUUUAUAUUAUUUUUUGUGUGAGUGUUAUUCACAAAAAAAUAU
Pistacia vera is the source of this 3481-nucleotide messenger RNA. Its product is annotated as importin beta-like SAD2 homolog. Gene Ontology annotation, biological process: protein import into nucleus. The record is from RefSeq and is a predicted model, not a curated record. The transcript has 21 exons. Lineage: Eukaryota; Viridiplantae; Streptophyta; Magnoliopsida; Sapindales; Anacardiaceae. Gene Ontology annotation, molecular function: small GTPase binding. The coding region runs from base 73 to 3393 and encodes 1106 amino acids. Gene Ontology annotation, cellular component: cytosol; nuclear envelope.